UGUACAUUCCGCUAGGUGGCACUAAUGCGCUUAUUAACAAACUGAACUCAGUGAAAGCACGAGUCAAUAAAUGUAAACGAAAACAAAAUGGCGGCGUCCUUGAGCAGGCAGGGAAGAAUAUUAUCUAUUGCUUGUAGCCAACUGAAUUCUGCAGCUGGAGUCAACAAUGGAUCAAGGAGCAUAAACACCAGUGCAGUUUGCUAUAAGAACCGUGCAGCCCGCGUUCGGGUGGGUAAAGGCGACCGGCCUGUAACUUAUGAACAGGCCCUGCACCCACACCACAUAGCUCACAGGAAAGGCUGGCUCUCUCAACACACAAGUAACCUCCAGGGAGAAGAAGGUGCCGCAGAGCGCACUGUAGAGGACAUGUUCAUCCGCCGUUUCAUCUUUGGCACGUUUCACGGCUGUCUUGCUAACGAACUGGUUAUCAAGCGCAGGGGCAACAUGCUGGUCAUCUGUGCGCUGAUGCUGCAGAAACUCCAGCCUAAUAAAUAUUACUUUCUUAUCGGCUACACAGAGGAACUACUCUCGCACUUCUACAAGUGUCCUGUAAAGAUGGAGAUACAGAUGCUGGAAGAUAAAAUUGUCUACAAGUAUCUCUAAGGAGAAUUGAUACAGCAGCAGUUAAUUCGCUUUUGCUAUAAAUCUGACUAUCGUGUGUCUAAUGUAUGUAAUAAUAUUAAUAAAUAUAAUCUGUGCUAAUACUA
This is a messenger RNA of Tachysurus fulvidraco (yellow catfish), 707 nucleotides long. RefSeq names its product mitochondrial ribosomal protein S24 (gene mrps24). The transcript is spliced from 4 exons. Gene Ontology annotation, biological process: translation. NCBI's taxonomy places the organism in Eukaryota, Metazoa, Chordata, Actinopteri, Siluriformes, Bagridae. The record is from RefSeq and is a predicted model, not a curated record. Gene Ontology annotation, cellular component: mitochondrion. The coding region runs from base 88 to 603 and encodes 171 amino acids.